Penicilliopsis zonata CBS 506.65 is the source of this 2058-nucleotide messenger RNA. RefSeq lists its product as hypothetical. The transcript has 2 exons. The record is from RefSeq and is a predicted model, not a curated record. Bases 1 to 2058 code for a protein of 685 amino acids. Lineage: Eukaryota; Fungi; Ascomycota; Eurotiomycetes; Eurotiales; Aspergillaceae.
AUGGCGUUUGCUGGCAUUCUUACAGCUUGCUUAUUGCUGCUGCCUCACGUAUCCUCCACCGCCACCUUCACUCCGCUGCUGCCUCCCGCAUAUCCUCUCGCGGUGCGCAGUCCCUAUCUAUCAGCGUGGCUCCCCGGUAACGCAGCGGAGAACCUCCCAUCGAGUCGCUCGCAGUUCUGGUACGGCAACGAGCUGAACUGGUCGCUCAUCGCUCGGGUCGACGAUGUUGCGUACAACUUGUUUGGCGUGGUCGACUCCCUCGAGGAUACGAAGAACGCGACCGUCACGGAGGGCAAGUACACUUCGACACACAGUAUCUUCACGUUGACUGCGGGUGCUGCCACCAUCACACUCGACUUCCUGUCGCCCGUCUCGCCCACAAACUACCUACGCCAGUCGCUGCCGUUCUCCUACCUGACCGUCACCGUGAAGGCGUCCGGCCAGAGCGUUCAGAUCUACUCCGACAUCGACGAUUCGUGGACAGGCCAGUCGACAAGCUCCGAAUGGAGCUACGCCACGAACGGCUCAACCGCCGUCUACCAGAUCUCUGCCAAGGACACGGCCACCUACUCGCAGAACACUGCCGGCCAGGCUCUAUGGGGGGACGCCGUCUAUGCAACCCGCCCCGGGAAUAGUAGUGGAAGCAAGUUGACCGCUGCGUCGGGCCCCGUGGCCGCUGUGCGUGCCCAGUUUGUUGGGAACGGAACCCUCGACGAUACCCACGAGGCCUGGACGUCUGGGGGCGUCGUCGGGUUCGCGCAGGAGCUGGGUACGGUGAGUGAGAGUGCGGCCGUCACCUUUGCUAUCGGCCAUGUACGUCUGCAGUCAAUCAAUUACCUGGGCGCCGCGCAAACAGGGUACUACCGCGCGACGUAUCCGGAGACGGUGGCAGCGGUCUCGCACUUCCUGGACGAUUACACAGACGCCGACAGCGACGCGAGCAGCCUGGACGAGCUGAUCCAGAAGGCAGGCGAGGAGUCGUACAGCGCAGGCGGCAGCAACUACUCGGAUAUCCUGGCGCUGUCUGUGCGGCAGGUGUACGGCGGGAUGGAGCUGACAAUCCCAGACGACACGCUAGACACGAGCUCGCCGCGGGCGUUCAUAAAGGAGAUCUCGAGCGACGGUAACAUCAACACGGUGGAUGUGAUCUAUGCAACGUUCCCGCUGCUGUACGCGCUGGACGCGACCUGGAUCAAGCUGCUGCUCCGGCCCGUGCUCGAGUACUCGGUCAGCGACCUGUACACGGAAGACUACGCAGUACACGACCUUGGAGCCGACUACCCGAACGCGACGGGCCAUCUGGCCUCGGGCGAGUCAAUGCCUGUCGAAGAGAGCGGCAACAUCGUGAUCAUGAGCCACGCGUACACAAAGGCCUCGGGCAACGACGACCUGGCCACCACAUACGCCGACCUGCUGGAGAAGUACGCGACUUAUCUACUGGUCAAUGGCGAGUACCCCGCCAAGCAGCUAUCACUGAACGACGGCCUGGGCGAGCUGGCCAACCAGACCAACCUGGGCAUCAAGGCGGCCGUCGGCUUGGCCGCCUACGGGGCGCUCACCGGCCAGGAUAACUAUACCACCGCCGGCCAAGGAUUUGCAACGACAAUCUAUACCGACCGCGUCGGCACAGAUGCAAGUGGUAGCUACUUCACGAUCCAGUACGGGAUCGAGCCGUGGUUCCUCGUCUUCAACCUCUAUCCGGACAUUCUCUUAGGGCUAGACGUGUUCCCCGAGGCCGCAUACAACGCGACGAGCGCCUUCUACCCGACUGCCCGCGAGGCGGCCGGACUGCCCCUAGAUGGCUCGCUCGCAUGGGGCCAGACAAACUGGCAGAGCUACGUUGCCGCGACGGUGACGGGUGCCGCGCGCGAGAUGCUCAUCGCCGACCUACACGCGUACAUUUCGAAUGGACUCAACGCCGUCCCCUUUUCAGACAAGUACUGGGUUAAAAAUGGCACAGACUAUGUCGCGGGCGAGUACGAUAGUUUCCGCGCCCGGCCGACCCUGGGAAGCCACUUUGCCUUGAUGGCUCUCCUGGGAGAGAAUCAGUUGUCUUAG